CGCUCUUCGCGUUCAUUUCAUUCCUCGUCUCAUUCCGAGCAUUCUUCGCAUCUCUGUCAGUACGAUUCACCUACAUCUUGUUUUCCGGCCCAGAGAAACUUGACAUAUCAUUAAAAAAACACCAAGUAACAUCACACUGGCAAAAAAGGGGGACAUAUUAGAUGAGAUAUCAAUAACGAGCCGGGAGUUGGAGCAUUUUGGGACCAUCUCGACGGAAGCCCAGCCCGGGGACUUGUUGCUUCAACACGCUCGACUUCGCGUUUUCCAGCUUGGGUCCAAGUUUUGAGUCUCACCCUAGUCUAGACCAAGCUUUGGCUUGGGCAUCCCUACCGCCACCAUUGAUCCCAGCAGCUGGAGCGGCAGCGAGAGCCCUGCCGAGGACAUGGAGAGGAUGAGCGACUCCGCAGACAAGCCGGUGGACAACGAUGCUGAAGGCGUGUGGAGUCCUGACAUAGAGCAGAGCUUCCAGGAGGCUUUAGCCAUCUAUCCUCCAUGUGGACGCCGGAAGAUCAUCUUGUCCGAUGAAGGAAAGAUGUAUGGCCGAAAUGAGCUGAUCGCCAGAUACAUAAAGCUUCGGACGGGGAAGACGAGGACUCGCAAGCAGGUGUCUAGUCACAUACAAGUCUUAGCAAGAAAGAAAGUUCGAGAAAUCCAAGCUGCCAUUAAGGUACGUCUGGCUUUGCCCAGUUGCAGGGGGCUUUUCAUUGCCAUGGUUACAGGCUCUUCCUUUGUUUUCCUCCCCUCCCCAACCCCCCAGGUGUCUAGUCACAUUCAGGUUCUUGCCAGAAGGAAAUCUCGUGAGUUUCAUUCCAAGCUAAAGGUGACGAGCAUGGACCAAGCUGUAAAGGACAAAGCCCUCCAGAGCAUGGCCUCCAUGUCUUCCGCUCAGAUUGUCUCCGCCACAGCGAUUCACAACAAGCUGGGCCUGCCAGGGAUCCCACGCCCGGCCUUUCCCGGAGCUGGGCUGUGGCAGGGAAUGAUAUCAGCUGGUCAGCCAGGAUCCUCGCAAGAUAUCAAGCCUUUCUCCCAGCAAGCGUACCCCAUCCAACCAGCAGUCACCACCACCACCAUCACAAGCUACGAGCCCACAGCAGCCGCCACGCCAACAGCACCGGCCUGGCAGGGCCGCUCCAUCGGAACAUCAAAACUUAGACUCGUGGAGUUCUCUGCUUUUCUGGAGCAGCAAAGAGACCCAGACUCGUACAACAAGCAUCUAUUUGUGCACAUCGGACAAACGAAUCACUCCUACAGCGACGCUCUGCUGGAGUCGGUAGAUAUUCGACAGAUCUAUGACAAAUUCCCAGAAAAGAAAGGAGGACUGAAGGAGCUGUACGGAAAAGGCCCCCAGAAUUCUUUCUUCUUAAUAAAGUUUUGGGCGGACUUAAACUGCAACAUUCAGGAAGAAUCCGGAUCCUUUUACGGCGUCACCAGUCAAUACGAGAGUUCGGAGAACAUGACCAUCACAUGCUCCACUAAAGUCUGCUCCUUUGGAAAGCAGGUGGUGGAGAAGGUUGAGACCGAAUACGCUCGCUUCGAGAACGGACGUUUCGUCUACAGGAUAAGCAGAUCCCCCAUGUGUGAAUACAUGAUCAACUUCAUCCAUAAGCUAAAGCAUCUGCCAGAGAAGUACAUGAUGAACAGCGUGUUGGAGAACUUCACCAUCUUGUUGGUGGUGACCAACAGGGACACGCAGGAGACGCUGCUGUGCAUGGCCUGUGUGUUCGAGGUGUCCAACAGUGAGCACGGAGCGCAGCACCACAUCUACAGACUGGUAAAAGAAUGAGAGGAUCCAAACUCGCAUAAACUCUCCAACCUCAAAGUGGCAGUGCCUCCAACACAAACUCCCACCCGCGACGUAUUUGUGUCAGUUUGAAUCUGUAACUAGAAGAUUUUGUACGUGAGUGUUCGCCUGACUGCAGCUGCGGCACAGUUGCUGUUGUUGUUUCCAUGUGGGUCGGUCUCUGUGGGGUGUACCUGUGGCUGUAGCGAGAGAAUUCCCCCAGUUCUUUUUUUUUAAUUCUAAACAAACCACAGUGAGCUGUUUAGUUGUGUUGAAAAAGUCAGAUCCUGAUGUGGUCUCACAUCUCUCAGUUUGCACAUGCAGCCAUUAAAAUUCCCAAAGAAACCAAUUGAACAGUAAAGUAGCUGAGAUCAAGUCGCCAUCAUCGUCCUUGUUCCACGUUUGCUUUCAGUGAUUUUGUUGCUCGAAGGCCCGACACAGUGUCACGCCGGGACUCGCCAACAUGUGCGGUAUCUCUGCCGGCUCACAAACACCACAGCGCUGAGACAAUCAUGCUUGCGGUGAGAAUGACAACACUUCCGUGUGCCAUUCAAAGCCCUGGAGAAAAAUGUAAACAACUGUCACACAAGCUGCCAAACUGGAGGCCUGCAGGCCACACGAAGCACAUGGCCCUCAGACAGUUAGCAUUCCUUAGUGUGAAUGACCCACCUGUAUCUAUCACAGGCCAGAACUGCAGCCCCAUAACAAACUGCGACAACUCAAGUUCCAUAAAAGCCAAAAGUUUGAAUCGCGGAUUUAUUGGUUAGUUCACUCUCUCAAAUGUCAUGGGUUCGAAUCCCACUGUGGACCCGCGGUUGCCAUGAGAUGGUUCUUUUCAAGACUCUCUGGACAGAAGUGUGAUGUGGUUUAAGUGAAACUAUGUUGGACACACUAGAAAAUGGUCAAACUAAACAUGUACUGGCUGUUAUGUGUCACCAGUGUCCAUAACAACCACACACACACACACACACACACACACACCCCUCCCGUGGUCAGGGGCUCCCAGUUUACAUAUGUUGAGAAACACACUAACAGGAAGUGAAUCUUUGAAAACACUAGUGCCGAACGUCUCCUCUCUCCAUCAGUACUUGGGAGAGAUUUUCACAUUUCAGGCAGAGCUGCUUCAAACACUCCUCCUUUUCAGAGGCACUUUUCUAUUGUCGAAUGUUCUGUGGUAGGAAUCAACAGUGAGAGUCCCAGCUCCUCCUCUCGGGGAUCACAGGCUGCCUUUGUGUGUCCGCGUGGCCUGAACCCACAGUCGGCCUUAAACCCCUGACCUGCCUCUCUGGUCAGAAGUGUGUGCACGGUGAGACGAGGUCACUGUGCAACCCGCCAAAGUUGGAGAGCCUGCUGCCUUAGAGUGCAUCCACAUCCGAGUCUGUGGCGGCCAUCUUCACUUCAGGUGGAGCUACAGUUGGGCCAUUAUAAGACACAGGCAGUCAGCGGCACAAAUAAUAAUAACAAUGACACCCUUUAAAGAGAACCUCUUGGUCUCUGGCUCCUCCCACUCUAGCUCCACACUACAGCAGUUGUAAUAUUUCUCAGGUGAGCGCGACUGGCUGGUGGACAACAUGACAUCAGUGGUGCCCGACAGAAGCAAAUCCCUCAUAUAAACAUGGUAGAGAACGGAAAAGAAGCAAUGAUACGUUUGACUGGCAUCAGCCGUCACUUUUCAAGAGGGUCUAAUGUGUUCUCUCUACCUCGCCCUGUUUCAUGUCAAACGUCUUUUUCACUCUUUAUUUUCAGACAAAAACAAAUAAGUCAUUGAGGUCUGACAUUGUUUUCAUUAAAACAAUGUGCCAGCGCUUUUCAGUUCAAUUUUACGCUUUAUUUCAUGAGAAAUCCUCAUGAUUCAGUGUUUAUGCAACUUAAUCUCAUCUUUCUGUCUGGUUUAGUGACAAUAAUUGAGAUCAGGGCGUCGACAAGGACUGUCAUUCGUGUUUGCUUCUUCCCUCAACAGGGAGUGAUUGGGGGAAGCGCCACUCACACACACACACACGUGUUUUUCUGUCCUUGUGGGGACAUUGUGAGGUUUCUCAUUGCCAUGACCCUUUCCCCAGCCUCUCCCCCUAAACCUAACCAUGUAAAACAAAUGGCUAAACUUAACCUUAAAAACUGAUAAUAAGGUAUUUUGUAGUUUUAACCCUUAGAAUGAGACUUGACAAAGGCAGGACCAGCCAAAAUGUCCUCACUCUGUUCAUUCAAAGCACAUACCGGUUCUCACAAAGAUAGAAGUACAAGAACACACACGCACACACUCCGAGACUUGGUGAAACAAAAGUGAUUUGUCCUCAUAAAACACUAAAAGACACUGAAGUUCUGUUGAAGUCUGACUGUCUGAAUCUCGGGCCUGUAUGUUGUUCACCGUUGCCACACCAAUAUACAUAUAUAUAUACAGUACAUAUUUAUCGUCUGUGAGCGUUCAGUGUAAAGCACACGUUACUGCCUUGUCCUGAUCCGAAAUACCAAAAGAAGUUGACACCGUGGAUCUGUUUUCCUGCCCAGCAGCAAGAAAGUGCCUUCGAUUUGAACGUCCUACUGAUCAAACCACCGACUCGAUUUACAGUUGACUGACCAAAAAUGAAGUGAAACCAAUCACCACUUUGCCUUGUUAAAGGAUUGUGCAGAACAUUUGUCAUCUUUUUUUUCUUUUUUUUUGUUCAAAGAUUCAGAUUUGCUGUGAUGAUGUAACGGUCGUCUGCGCAGUCAAACCCUGCAGUCGUCUGCUGUCUGCGUUCACUUGCAGGUUCAAGUGCUCAAGAGCUAGAUUCAGUUAAAAAGAAAGAAAAAAGACCAGAAUCGACUCCUGGAUUUACAGAUGUGAGGAUUUAAACACGAGGCAUCUCUUCUGUUCUUCAACGCUUCACACGACUCCUUAAAGUUUCAGUAUUUAGUGGCAGUCCUGCGGACCAGCUUGCUCUUUACUUGUUCCUGUGUCUGUUGGCAUGAAUUGGCGACAUCGUGAACCUUUUCCUUGUUGUGUUUGGUGAUGUAUUUUGUUAAUGAUAAUCAUGUUACUGCUGGUUCAUCGUGACGUGUCGUUUUAACACAUGAAAAUAUAAACAGCGGGACUGAAGCCUUUGAAUGUUCGAGUCAUAAGUCACACUACCAUCUGCUUCUUUUUGGGUUCUUUUCCCACUUGUAUAUUUAGGUACUGGUACCUUCUUGUUUGAUAACCAGGCUGUGUUUUCCCAUCAUGCUCCUUCUCCUCCCGUCUGUGUGCUGACUUCCGUGUUAAGAGGUGCUUUGUACCACGUGAUAUCUUGGCUUAUAUGUUGGGACAGAUGUGUCAUAUCUUUUCAGAAAGAUCUCUGCUGUGUUUGUGUUUUUUUUCGCUCUGUAACUUUAUGAUGCCUUCAUCACUAUAGUUGAUAUUUUGUAGCUUUCUAGAUACUUUGUAUGUACGCAAUAUUAAAAAGAAAUAC
Messenger RNA from Synchiropus splendidus (mandarinfish), 5205 nucleotides. RefSeq names its product TEA domain family member 1b (gene tead1b). Gene Ontology annotation, biological process: regulation of transcription by RNA polymerase II; embryonic organ development; hippo signaling. The record is from RefSeq and is a predicted model, not a curated record. The transcript is spliced from 14 exons. Gene Ontology annotation, cellular component: transcription regulator complex. Lineage: Eukaryota; Metazoa; Chordata; Actinopteri; Syngnathiformes; Callionymidae. Gene Ontology annotation, molecular function: RNA polymerase II cis-regulatory region sequence-specific DNA binding; DNA-binding transcription factor activity, RNA polymerase II-specific. The coding region runs from base 383 to 1783 and encodes 466 amino acids.